This is a messenger RNA of Clunio marinus, 3652 nucleotides long. The record is from the annotation of a GenBank genome assembly. Lineage: Eukaryota; Metazoa; Arthropoda; Insecta; Diptera; Chironomidae.
UCAGUUGAUGUUCGAACGUGCUCAACGGCACAUCCAUUCUUCCGUUUAAAGUUCCAUUUCUCUUGCUUUAAACAAUUCACUUUUUUAAAAUAAUUAAAAAUCUAUUUUUGUUGAUAAUUUUGUAAUUUUCAUAUGUUCAUAGUGAAAUUUCGUAAUAAAAUUUCUUGUGUUUUUAAAUCGUGAUAGUUUCGUUGCCAAAGCAAAAGAAAGCAAAACAUUUCUAUUUCUUUUAAUUAAAGUAAUAAAUCAUCGAGAAAGGAAAAGUAAAAGCUGUUUGUUGAAUUCUAAGGAAACGAUGUCGUCGUGGAGAUAUUACUCGUACUCAAACAAUUACCGAGACAAAAUGUCGGAUGUGACGACAGGCAAACAACUUCAACGAGUUUUACACUAUUCCGUAACUCCAUGCCGCCCACUUCAAUCAUGCAUUCGCCGUAACGACACAAGCGCAAUCUAUGACGUCGACUGUGAUGAAGUUUACCCAAGAAUUUAUAUUGGAGACGCCGCUUCGGCUAAGAACAAACAGUAUUUAAGAUUAAUGGGAAUCACCCACGUGCUUAAUACAGCUGAAGGAUCAAGAUUUGGUCAAGUUGAUACAGGGCAUGGUUACUAUCGAGAUAUGCCAAGUCUCAGUAAUAAAGUAUUCAGUUUCGCUUUCAAAUACUUAAAAUUUCAAUGUUUUUUUUGUAGAUAUAUGGGAUUUCCUUUAAUUGAUCAACCGAGCACAGACAUCUCACGUUACUUUUAUAUUGCGUCGAAAUUCAUUGAAAAUGGCAUAAACAGUGGAGGAAAAGUUCUUGUGCAUUGCAUGGUUGGAAUGUCGCGUUCAGCAACAUGUGUACUUGCUUACUUAAUGAUAGUACGUAAGAUGUCAGCUACCGAAGCAAUUAGAACUGUUCGUAUGCACAGAGAUAUUCAUCCAAACGAAGGUUUCAUCCAACAAUUGGCUGAUCUUGAUAAUGAGCUUAAGAGAGAACGUUCAUAUUAUUGAUUAUGUGCUUUUGGUUACUGCCAAAAAAAUACUUUUGAUUACAUUUGAAAAACAAAUUUUCCUUGCUGAAUUUGCUGGAGAUCUUCCAAAUUUUGAAGGGAAUUAAUUGUGUAACCAAAUAUAACAUCGCACACAAAUAAGAUAACUAAUAUUGAGAUUCCAGCAAAAAGAUUAAAAAACCUUAACAGAACACUUUGAAAAAAUUAGGUUCAUCACAAUGAAUAUUAAAUUGAUUAUUAAUAAUUGACACUUUUAAUGAGAUAGAUAGAAAUGUAUGGUAGACAAAAGAUGAAUAUCUAUUAAGAUUAAACGUAAAACCGAAAUUAAGGAAAAUUGAAUUGUUUCAAGGUUUAUCGUAGAAAUUUCUACCAUGAUGAUGAAUGAACAAAAAUGCUAUCAAUAGACAAGAUUGAUGACAUUUCUAAUAUCAAAUGAUGUUUAUAAGUAUCUACUCGAGGAUCCUUGUAUUAUGUAGAAACGUAGGUUUCAAAGAAAAGGAAACUCGAAUGAAAUGUUUGUUUCCAAAGCUUUUUCCUGACAGUGCUUUUCACCACUUCUCUUUGGUGAAAGCUUUUUUAAAUUUUAAAAGUUCGUUAAAAGCAACCAAAUGUUUCAAGGGAAAUCAUUUUUGUCAAGAAAGUAAAAUAAAUUAAGGAUAGCAGCUACCAUAUUACAAAAAAAGAUCAGAAAAUUCGAAUUCAAUAAGGAAAUAUCCAAUAAAUUUGAACUUCAUUCUUUCUUUUUCCUUGUCAUUGAAAUAUUUUUCUUCCCAACAAUAGUUUGUAAAUUAUUUUGUAAUGUCACAUGUUUACACAGUAAUGUCUUCUGAAAGAAUUCCCUAUUCUCUUUCAGGUAAACAAUAGUAAAGAAAAAUCUAAAGAAAAUGUUUUUCAUACAGCAUGAAACCAAAGCAAGAGAAAAAGAAGCGUUUCUUCCAACAUCUUAUAUAGAUACCAACUUAUGUUUGUCAUCACAUUUUUAAUCUUAUGUUAAUAGUUCUUUUACUAAAACAAUGACCUUCUUUUGAAGUCGUAAUUUUUAAGAAGCUUUACGAGAUCAAAAUUUUAAAAAGGUGUAAAAAAAAUUGUAAAAUUGAGGCUACUUUUAAAAAUAAUUAAAAUUUUAUGUAAAAAAAUUGCAUUGAGGCAUUUUUAAAAUAUUUGUUUUGAUAGUUGAUGCCAAUAAGAAGUUUGAUUUUAGCAAAAAAAAAAAAAUGAGGCUACUUGGAAAGUUAAAUUAAAUAUGUUGUAGUUAAUUUUAUGUCAAAUCUGUGAUGGAUUUUUUAAUGAAAUGUGCAAAACAUAGAAAAUAUUUUUAACAUCUUCGUUCGCUCAUUUUCUUUCAUUUAUUAUUCCAUUCAACUUGUUGCAUGAAUCAUACUUACUUAUCAGCAUUGCUCGAAAUAUCAACAACAGUUUAAUCCGAAAAUAAAAAAAAUAAUAUAAGAAAAAAACUUAAUGAAGAAUAAAUUAAAAUAAUUUUCAAAUAGUUGUGUUGGGUUUCAAAUAGCUAUAGCUAAAAUAAGUUUCAGUUGAUGAAAUUUAUGUUGUCGUAAAUGUAGAUAUCAAAAUUCUGAAGGAGAUGUUUGAAACAUGAGACAAGAAGGAUGUCUAAAAUCAUCAAGAACUAAACAUGAAAAAAAAAUAUUGUUUUACGGUUUUUAUCCAUUUUUUGUUUAUUUUUUGUUUCUUAAUGUUUUUUUUCUCCAAUACAAAUCUCUUCCUCCCACACAAUGUUUGAUACCAUAGUUUUACAAAUGCUUUUCCCUUUCCACUUGUAUUCUCACAAUAACAUUGUUAAAUCGUGAAAAACAGUAUAAGAGGUACAUAAGAAGGAUAAAAUAAAAUGAUAAAUGUUUAUUUUUAUUUUAAGUUUCUUAAUUACUCCCCACUGCUCUUUAAAGGUAUAUUUUUUUAGUAAGGUAAUUGUUUUAGACUUUUCAUUUUGCUAGACAAAAUUGAUAUAAUAAUUUCCUUUUUCAUUCAUUUCGUUUCAUUAAUUGCCUUUGAUGUUCCUCUACAGAUCCAAUCAUCUUCAUCAUUUCUUUCUUCCUUCUCUCAAAUCGUGUAGAAGACGCCAAUUUUACGAUAAAAAUUCUUUGCCUAUCCAAAGUACGCUGAUUUAAUGUUUGUUUUUUUUUAAUAAGGAUAUGACAACUGACAUCUCUGAAUAUAUUUUUAUAAUUUUGCUUUUAUUAAAACUUUCACUGAGCUUAAUAUGUCAAAGUACAAAUAUUCGUUCGAUUUAUUCAAGGGAAAAAACAUGAUGACUUUUAAAUUAAAUCUUACGAAACUUUAUCACUUUAAACCUAAGAAACCAUCGGAAUGAAUAGAAAACUCUUUCAAUAUUUCAUAUUUAUCAUGCAUUGUUAAAAUUUAAGCUAAAAAGACAAAUACUAGCUGCAACUUAAAGUCAUUUUUGUCUGUUUAUGUAGCGUAAAUAUAAAAAUUAAACAAAUUAAAUCACUUAAAAAGUCGAACAUGUCUUGAAAACAGAGAAAAUUUCUACAACUCGUGUUUCUUCCCUUAAAAUUGUUUAUCCUCUGUUUUUGAGUUUAUUUACGAUCCCGUUUUAUUAUUUUUGUCUAAUUUGGUCAUUAAAGUUAUCAACCAGAACUGAAAAUCUUUAAUUUUUCAAGCAUUUCUCUUUCUAAUACUUUUUUUG